Messenger RNA from Pygocentrus nattereri (red-bellied piranha), 1943 nucleotides. Its product is annotated as mucin-5AC-like. The coding region runs from base 101 to 1522 and encodes 473 amino acids. NCBI's taxonomy places the organism in Eukaryota, Metazoa, Chordata, Actinopteri, Characiformes, Serrasalmidae. Gene Ontology annotation, molecular function: transmembrane signaling receptor activity. The record is from RefSeq and is a predicted model, not a curated record. Gene Ontology annotation, cellular component: plasma membrane. The transcript is spliced from 8 exons.
ACACCUUACAGAGAAGAGUAGACUUCAACUCUGAGGAGAACUAAAGAAAACACUGGCUGGAGUAUUUGUGGAGAUCAGUGAAGCUGAAGUUCAGUUCAGGAUGAAGAUCCUCCUCAUCUUCACCCUCUACCUGAUCUCAGGUCAAGUGGGCUGCUCUGAUGUGAUUGGCUACCCAGGAGACGUCCAAAACCCAGGGAGUCAAAGAGGCAGGUUAUCUUUACUUCGCUAUGCUGAAGGUUUUCUUGUGAGGUACACAAACCUGAGUUUACAGGAUGCUGGAUUAUAUCAGUGUGGAGAAACUGGAGGGUGGAGUCAUACUGUGAACCUGAAAGUGAAUUCAGAUCCGUGUUGUUUGGGGCCAGAGACUGUGGCUGGUUAUCUGGGAGAGAACGUCACCAUCAGCUGUUCAUAUCCAGAGCAGUUUAAAAGAAAUUACAAGUUCUUAUUUAAACAGGAGGAUAAAGGUUUUACUGAAGUGAUCAGAUCCCCAGAGUCUCCAGAGACUCAGAAAGGCAGAUUCUCCAUUUCUGAUGACAGAAGAUCUGCAGUUCUCACUGUGAGAAUCAGUGAUGUGAGAGAAGAUGAUGGAGGAGUUUAUUUCAUUGGAGCUGGGAUUGGAACUAGAUCAAUCAAUUACAACUCCUUCUUUACAGAGAUUCAGCUCCAGGUUUCUGGUCCAACUACGACUAUGAAACCAUCAACAGCAUCAACAAUGUCUUAUAGAAGCACAUCAAGGACAGCAUCCUACAGCAGCCCAACUACGACUAUGAAACCAUCAACAGCCUCAACAAUGUCUUAUAGAAGCACAUCAAGGACAGCAUCCUACAGCAGCCCAACUACGACUAUGAAACCAUUAACAGCCUCAACAACAACAUCUCCCAGAAGAACAUCAACGACAACGUCUUACAGGAGCCCAACAAGAGCACCACCAACAACAGCAUCUAACAGGAGUCCAACAACGGCACCAACAACAACGUCUAACAGGGGCACAUCAACAGGAAAAUCAGCCGUCGCUGAUGAAGAACAUUUCAGUGUCUUUCUCUUCAUCACUGUGUGUGUUUGUGCGGCUUUGCUGCUGAUUGGAGGAUCAGCGCUGAUCUUCUACAAAUGGAGAUGCAGAAAAAUACAAGGUUCCACUUCUUCACCAAACAUGAAGGAGGACAACAACAAAAUUUCUCACUCUGCCUGUGACUAUGAAGAGAUUAGAGACAUAAGACCCCAUUCAGACACCAGAGCUACACCACUUUACUCAACUCUCCAACUCCCACCAGCCCCCUCUAAUCCCCCAAAUACUGUGUACGUCACGGCACAACUCCCAUCAAAUCCUCCUGUCCAGGAUACCUACAGCAUGGUCCAGCUUCCUAAACUCACCACUGAAGCCCUCACAUAUGCCACCAUGAGUUUCCAGAAGAAUCCAUAUUCUCCAAUUGAUGCCACGGUGACCUUCAAUCAGGAGGAAUCCUCUACUGAACAUGCCCCUGUCAGUCAUCACCCACGUCUGGAACUGACUACUGAAUAUUGAUACAGUACCAAUAGCAAUCCUGCAAGAUACGUUUAUAUUUCAGGGCUUUUGGUGUUACUAAGCUUCACAGUGCAUUUUAAUUUGGCCACUCCCGAAUUCUCUGCUCCCUCUGAUAGGUUUGUUUUUUUAAGCCCUUCACUUGAGUUGCUAACCUUUUAGACUGCAUAAAUUGAGCGACCCCAUGGACAGCUAGCAAAUACUUUUUCAACACUUGGAAUCAACUCCAGACCUCAAUUUGUUAUGAAGUGAUGAGGAUACAGGACACAUCUAGCCAUGAAACUGCUUAUCAGUCAAAUGUUUGGUUACGUUUUUUGUGAAAAUGGAGGAACCAUGGAAAUAAUGGCUGUAAUUGCUGAACAGUUAAUGUAAUGUUUUUGUUACACACCUUGAAUUAAAGCUGGAAGUCUACACUUUAACUACA